GAAGAGAUAAAAAGUGUAAAUGUGGGAACAAUUACAGCCACAUGAAGUAGCUGGGCAUGGUGCCUCACACAUGUAGGUAAUCUCAGCCCUCAGGAGGCUGAAGCAGGGAGGAUCAUGGGUUUGAGGCAUGUGUGACCUUGGGGACUUCCUUUAGUAAGCCUUGAUUUCCUUAAGUAUAAAAUAUGGCAUCAAGUUAAUUUAUUCACCACACACAAAACAUGCAAGGCACUGUGGGGGUUUUGCUGUUGUUUCUGUGGUCCUAGGGAUCAAGUCUAGGACCAGCCCUCGGUCGGUCGGUCGGUCACUGACUUACACUCCCUGCCCAAGCUGCCUUUCCAAGUGCUCCAAUGCUUGGGUGAAAGAUUAGCCUGGUCUUCCACUGUAUUUCAGAAGUUAAUAUUCCAAAAGAGGAAAGAAAACAGGUACUGAAAUGCCAGGGACAGGGUAAAGUAGACAGUGCUAAGACAGGCAAGUGACAGACAGAACAGGGUGGUGGAAGUGGACCGAUCUGCUUUGUCCCUGAAGCCAAAGGGUGGUCUGGUGGGAUGUUUUAAGCAAAAAAAAAAAAAGCAAAUGUAGAGGCAGGCAAGUUCAAAGAACAAAAAUGAUGUCACCCUCUUGAAUUUUAGGAUUCUAGAAAUAGUGGCACAUUGCUUGCAUUGAUUAGCUGAGGACUCUGUGUUGUGAAACUCUUCCCUGAUGGUGUGGGCUAUUUCUUUUUUAAUGCAAGGUGGGAAAAGUAGUCUUUCUGGAGCCCGGGGACGUGGCUGGCUGUCUCCCUUGCCUUCUCUAGUUCUAGUGGCUCAGCUGUCGGGCGAUGUUGCUGCAGGCUCCAUUUUAACUGCAGACUGUGAAGGCAAACUACAGCGCUGCUUCGUUCACCUUUCACUCAGAGCCUUGGAGCCCCAGCACCCCCUCCCAUCCCAUCCUGUCCCCUUCCAGUCUAAACAGCAAGCGCGAGUGUCAGGGCUUUGGGAGCGCAGGACUCAGCUUCCUUGUUUUCCUGUAGGAGCAGAAGCCAGAAAAUGAACCGGGAAACAGAGCAGAAGAGGAGGGGGUUGGGUAGCUGGGAAGGAAGGAAGGAGAAAUUGCAGCCAAGUGCGACUGAAGAGCUAGACGAAGUUCUACCUCCAAACGGUGUUCCAGCAAACACAGUCACUUCUCACAAGAGGACCCCUGCCUUUUUGACAAGCACAUUCGGAGGGAAUUCCAUGUGGACAGACAGAACCUUGAGCCUUUUCCCCCGUGAAUUCACAAACAAGGACAGUUCAUGUCUGUUUUGUCUUUAAAGACAGAGUGUUGGGGAGCCUCUAGAAAUUCAAGUCACAGCCUUGGGCCCUAGUCACAAGUGCGCCCAGAGAGGCGUUGCCUUUUCACUCAGACGAACAACGCGCGUUGUUUCUACGACGCUGAAAAACCUGGAAGACUUGGAGACUCCUUGUCUCUCUUUACCAGCCGCUAAAAUAUGCUUUAUACUUUAUCCACUUUACACACAAGCAUCCAGGGGGCAGUUUUAAGUCCCAGGGCCUGAAAUGAUCGUGAACCUGGCCCCCACCAAACCGAUGUGGGCUAGUUUUCUUUGCUUGGAGAGAUAGCGGCCAUCUCUUUGUUCCCACCCACACUGGUGGCUGUUGCAGAAGAUAAACCCCUCCCUCAGCCAGGGUUGUGGCCAGAGGUUAACCCAGACCCAAGCUACGUUGAGAGGACAGAUAACUGAAACCACAGAAGGCUUUGGAAUCCUGAGAAACAAGAAAUCCAACGGAGAAGGAUUUAUUAUCUGUUUCCUUUAAGGGAGGGUGCAAAGUCGCUCUAACAGUUUCCGUUACAGGGGUACCAACGGGCCGCGCCUCCCCAACAGACGGUUUGGUUGAAUUAGCUUCCUUUUUUUUUUUUUUUUUUCUGCUUUUGGCGCCACUUCCUACGACAGAAACUGCUUGAGGGAGGAGUCCUCGGGGGUGUUCUCUGAGGUUUCCUUCCUCGUCCUACGUCCUACACAGCCACCUGCGGUGGGACGGAACCGAGGCAGGGCCGAGGUCCCCCAUAGCCAGAGGAAGGGAAAGUCACGGGGAUCCCCCCCCCCCACUUUCUUCGCGCCCAGGCGCAGGGCACCGCCGCGUGCCACAGAAACCCCGACAGGGCUUUCUUCAGCUUAUUCCUACUGUCCAUCGUGUGCCGGGCCCUGGGCUGGGCUGGUGUGGCGGGACAGGAGAGGACGUGCGGCUCCGGCGGCGGCCAAGAGGCCCGGGGGAGUUCCCGGGGCCACCUCGGCCCACAGCGGGAAGCCAGAGGCCGCUCGCGGGGCGGGACUGGGGCGAGAGCGCCGGCUGGAGAGCGCAGCGCCCGCGCACAAACUGACGGCGAGCGAGAGGCAAACUCCUCAGGUGUCAUCGCGCCGGGAAGGUGCGGCGCGCACAGCGGCCCCCGCCCCAGCCAGGGUCAACAUGGCCGCCGAGCAGGGAGGCGGGGCGCUCCGAGUCCGGGCAGGAGCUGGGCGGGGCCGCCGUCGGCGGGGCCAGCGCGCAGGCGCGGGACGCUCGGGACCCGGAUGGAGGUGCUGGAGAGUUUAGAAGCCAGAGGAAACUCAGACCUGGUGAGGAGAGGAUGUGGCCCCUGGACCCAUCCCAGAAAGAGGUGCUGACAUUUGCAAUAAGCUGCCGCGUCCUAACUCUAACGCUCCAGGCACUCUUCAAUGCCAUCAUCCCAGAUCACCAUGCAGAUGCCUUUUCUCCUCCCCGCCUGGCCCCCUCGGGCAAUGUGGAUCAGCUUGUGGAAGGUCUCCUGGGUGGUCUGUCUCGAUGGGAUGCAGAACACUUCCUGUUUAUUGCUGAGCACGGCUACCUUUAUGAGCACAACUUUGCCUUCCUCCCCGGCUUCCCCGUGGCCCUGAUGACGGGAGCUGAGCUGCUGAAGCCCUUGCAGGGCCUCCUGAGCCGGCGCAGUUGCCUGCUGCUCUCCGUGGCGCUGCUCAACUUCCUGUUCUCUGUGCUAGCCGCCAUCGCGCUUCAUGAUUUGGGUUGUCUGGUUUUGCGCUGUCCCCGCCAGGCCUUUUACGCAGCCAUGCUCUUCUGCCUCAGCCCUGCCAAUGUUUUCUUGGCAGCUGGUUAUUCGGAAGCUUUGUUUGCCUUCCUGACAUUCAGCGCCAUGGGGCAGCUGGAGAGGGGCCGGAGCUGGGCCAGUGGGCUGCUUUUUGCUCUUGCCACUGGGGUGCGCUCCAAUGGGCUGGUCAGUGUCGGCUUCCUCGUGCAUUCUCAGUGCAGAGGCUUUUUCUCUUCUCUUGUGGUGCUGAACCCGCUGAAACAGCUCAUCAAGCUGCUGACCUCUGUCUGCUUGUCGGUGCUCACGGUCAGCCUUCCCUUUGCUCUCUUUCAGUAUUAUGCCUACAGCCAGUUCUGUUCCCCAGGCUCUGCCCACUCCAUUCCUGAGCCCUUGGUGCAGUUAGCUGUGGACAAGGGCUACAGGGUUACAGGAGAAGAGGAGCCUCCCUGGUGCUCCUGGGACCUUCCCCUCGUAUACAGCUACAUCCAGGAUGUCUACUGGAAUGUUGGCUUUCUGCGGUACUAUGAGCUCAGGCAGGUGCCCAAUUUUCUGCUAGCUGCACCAGUGGCUGUACUGGUUGUGUGGGCAACCUGGACAUAUGUGACCACCCACCCUUGGCUCUGCCUUACACUUGGGCUGCACAGGAGCAAGGACAGUAAGACCCUAGAGAAGUCCCAUCCUGGCUUCCUCUGUCCGAAGGUGUUUGUGUACCUGGUCCACGCCGCAGUGUUGCUGCUCUCCGGAAGCCUGUGCAUGCAUGUUCAGGUUCUCACACGAUUUUUGGGCUCUUCCACUCCUAUUGUGUACUGGUUUCCAGCUUACUUGCUUCAGAAUCAAGAACCACUGUUGAAAUCUGUAGACACAGUACCUGAGAAGCUUGCAGAAAACUCCCCACCACGACAAAAGACCCCCAGAAACUGUAUCAUGAAACUCUUAUACAACUGGAAGGCCUGUUCUCCAGUCACAAGAUGCAUUCUAGGCUACUUCCUGACUUACUGGCUCCUGGGACUACUCCUCCAUUGCAACUUCCUGCCUUGGACUUGACCUGGAGUCUCAAGGGACAAACUGGAAACUGAUUUAACCCAUGGGCUAAAAGCUUCACUGCCUGGGACUGCCUGCACAUCCCUGAGAGCACUGUCCAUUAGUAUCUCCCCGUUCCUCUGGAGGAAUGGAGAAUGUGAGCACAGGAGUGCUCUUCUUGUCCUGGGUGGUGUGAGUUUAGAAGAGGAACUGUUUUCUCUGCUGAGUGGAGCUGUCUCAAAUCUCCCUGAUCAACAAGCAUCAGACAAUCUUAAACCUCGUACUGGUUGUUUUUCAAGACAGGGUUUCUCUGUGUGGCCCUGGCUGUCCUGGAACUCACUAUAGCAGGCUGGCCUUGAACUCACAGAGAUCUGCCUACCUUUGCCUCCCAAGUGCUGGGAUUAAAGGUGCAGGCCACCACCACCUGGCUCCCCAUGUGUAAAUUUAAAUUAAGUGUUUGAUCAAAGCUCUAGCUGACAUCCUGGUCCCCUCAAGAUGAUGGGGACAGUACAGUGAAAGGAGGGAAAAGGGACCCUGCUCUGAGUGAGACGUGUCUGAAGUUUUCUUCAUGAUGUGUGCAUUUAUAUAAAAAAUUCGCCGGGCAGUGGUGGCGCUCGCCUUUAAUCCCAGCACUCGGGAGGCAGAGGCAGGCGGAUCUCUGUGAGUUCGAGGCCAGCCUGGGCUACCAAGUGAGUUCCAGGAAAGGCGCAAAGCUACACAGAGAAACCCUGUCUUGAAAAACCAAAAAAAAAAAAAAAAAAAAAAAAAAAAAAAUUCUACACACUAUGAACAUUUAAAAACUUGUAUUCGCAAUGAAUCACCUUUUGCAGGGAGUCACGGAAGUUGAGACAGGGUUCUGGCUGUCCUGGAAUUUGCAAUGUAGCUCAGGCUGGUCUUGAACCCACAGAGAUCUACCUGCCUCUGCCUCCUGAGUGCUGGUACUAAAGGUGUGUGCCACAGGCUCUGCUGAGUUACUUUUUGUAAAUUAAAGGGGUUUGGGGCUAGAACUCAGUAGUAAAGCAUGUGAGGCCCUAAUUUCAAUAAUAAAUGAUUUGGGUCAGAGCACAUGAUCUGACCUCUGAAUCCUAAUCCUCAUGUUCCAGCUCUGUGAUCCUAAACUACUUUCAGAGCCUUCUUUACCUGCUUGUUCCCUGGGAUUUGGUUUAGGAAGGUACUAGUCCCCCGGGGUAUGGUUUAGGUCUUUGAGCGCUUAAAUCUGAAAUUACCUUAAACAGAUCCCAAUCUAAACACCUGGAGGCUCAAAUGUGACCUAAGCAGAAAGUCCUCUAUUUCCUUAGAUCAAUUAGAAACCACCCUCCCACCCCCACCCCCACCCGGGAACAACCCUGAGUGGGAGCUGCCACGGGGAGAGGUGACACCUGGUGGAAAAGGCUCGCCCAGGAUGACUGGGUUUCAUCCUCAAAAGUUCCUGCUUGAUUGGUAGGCAUGACUCACAGGCACCAGCACCACAGCCCUGAUGGGGCACAUCAGAGCCGAGGCCAAGGCUGUCUAAUGCAGCGUCUGCCCGGCUUCCCGCCUCUUCUUGGUUGCUAAUAGUAAUGUCACUGACCCGCCUAUCCCAGCACUCCAGGAUGCUGAGGCAGGAGGGGAGUGAGGGCAGCUACCGAAUAAGACCCUGUCUAACUAAAAACGCUGGCCCUGGCCAGCAGUGUUUCUUCAUUCUCGGGCCAGGUAAGAGUUUGGCUCUGUGUCAUUAUCCUUCUGACUCCCCACUGAGCCAGAAAUUCCAAUAAGCAGCAUUCUUCAAAACAGAUGGCAAUCAGCUGCGGCUUCUGGAAAGCUGAGAGUUGGAAUUUGGACACACUCCCUCCAACCGUGACAGAACGCUCAACUUGCCAGCUGAAGGGAAGCUCCUGGCCGAGGCCCAGCACCCUCCGUGGGAGCCUCCAGCCAGCCUGGCCAACGAGCAUUCCCACCCAUCACCACGGCACUAGCACAGCCAAGCAUUUGGUCCAGAGUCAAAUGCUACUGAAAAUGUACACACAGAUUGGGGCAGCCCUCUGCCUUCUGCCAAGACACCGAGUGCCCUUCUUGGCAAAAGAUGAUCACCUCUGCCCCAGUGUCCCUCCAGCUGGCAGAGACUGCGCCUCUUCAGCAGCUGCAAAUCCUAGGGCUCCCCCUCCCUCCCAAAUAAAUGUGUGGGAGGAGCUGGGGUCCAGUUUGCUGGCGCACUGGGUACUUUGGUCCCUGCAUCACUUUGCCUCCUUUUGGGGGAUAACUAAAAGGGAUUGUUCCCCUCCUAGGAGAGGUGACUCGCCUCCCACAGAGCGGCUGUGUUCUGUUGUUUUGUCUCAAGACCUCAUCACCCAGAAACCCUACACCUGAGGACCCCUGCUAGGGGAGCCACACCUGGGGAAGGGUGUGGUCUCUGACCGUGGAGGGCUAGUUGCUAAGGUUCUAAGGAAUGGGCUGGCUUUAUGGCCAGCAGCUGUCCUUUUACCGGCCUAUUAACAGUCUUUAAUAGUCUUGAGAGAGAAACAUGAAGGGCCCAGGCAGGAAGCUUCCUGUUUACCCGAGGUCUAAGAAUGCCACAGCUGGGUUGGGCGGCCACAGUUUAGAGAAAAGUCAUUUCCUUCUAAGACCCUGCUAAAAUCCAAACCAGACACUGCAGACCUAGAGGUACAUACCUUUUUGUUCUUUAAUGAAGGGGGGAGAAGAAGAAGCCGUCCCUCUGGGGUGGGUGAGCGGAAGUCUGGAUCUAAAAAUGUUAAGUGUGCUGCUGGAUUAAGAGACUUUCAAUGGAUUCUUUCCACCAGUUGUUUGUUAAUGCCUAUUUUGGACUAAGGAAGACUCAGGCACACCUCCCUGUCCUCAAAUGUCUAGAGUGAGUUGCUGGCCAGUACACAGAUGCAUUCAUUAGGGAAGUGGUAAAUUCUUUUAAAAGCAGCACUUUUUAGUGUGUGUGAACAUGAACAUCCAUAGCACACACAUGAAGUCAGAACCACCUUCUGUGGGCCUUGGUUCUUCUACCGUGUGAGUCCUGGGGCCCAAACUUGGUUUGUCAGGCUUGAGGACAAGCAUCUUCACUGGACAAGCCCUGCUGGUCCAGAAGUGGGAAAUUCUGAGACAUAAAGGACACUUUUUGCUUUCUGUUUCUCUAUUUGAAAUUUUUGUUUCUGUUUCAAGACAGUUUCUCUGUGUAACAGCUCUGGCUGUCCUGGAACUCACCCUGAAGACCAGGCUGGCCUCAAAUUCACAGAGAACCUCCUGCUUCUGCCUCUAAAGUGCUGGAAUUAAAGGCGUGCGUCACCAC
Molecule: messenger RNA, 7330 nt
Organism: Peromyscus californicus insignis
Lineage: Eukaryota; Metazoa; Chordata; Mammalia; Rodentia; Cricetidae
Gene: Pigv
Product: phosphatidylinositol glycan anchor biosynthesis class V
Exons: 4
Coding region: 2602-4080 (492 amino acids)
Biological process (GO): GPI anchor biosynthetic process
Cellular component (GO): endoplasmic reticulum membrane; mannosyltransferase complex
Molecular function (GO): GPI mannosyltransferase activity; alpha-1,6-mannosyltransferase activity
Source: RefSeq, a predicted model, not a curated record